Molecule: messenger RNA, 837 nt
Organism: Ambispora gerdemannii
Lineage: Eukaryota; Fungi; Glomeromycota; Glomeromycetes; Archaeosporales; Ambisporaceae
Source: the annotation of a GenBank genome assembly
AUGUCUACCAUUCCAUCUAUUCAAAAUCUUGGUAAUAAUAGCAAACCCAUCAUUCUCUGGUGUCAUCCACGUACUGUUUCAUCAGCAUUCGAACGUUCAUUUAUUCAACGUUCUGAUGAAUUUGUUUGUUUUCAUGAACCAUUUUGUGAAGCUUAUUUUUAUGGCUUUGGAAAACAUUUAAUAAACUCAGGUGUUAACAUAAAUAUUCGUAAAGAAGCAUAUUCAACAGUCAUACACAAGAUCAUCAAAAAGGAUGAUGAUGAUUCUAAAAGAGUAUUUGUCAAGGAGGUUGCGAGUUAUAUCAAAGGUCAUUAUGGACCUAAUGGUGAUGGAGUUUUUUCAAGAGAGAUAAUGUCAGAAAUGAUACAUACGUUUCUUAUUCGAAAGCCAGAAAAAGCUGUGAAAUCAUUCUAUCGAAAUACAAUCUCUUUAGGAGAUAAUCUUGAUUCACCUUGGCAUGGAUAUAAGUUCGAUCCAAAUGAGGUUGGAAUAAAGGAACUUCGGGAACUCUUUGAUUAUGCUAUAGAUGAACUUGGGCAACCACCUAUUUUGCUUGAUGCUGAUGAUCUCUUGCAGGAUCCUCAUGGAUGCAUGUCGAAAUACUGUAAACUGGUAGGAAUAUCAUUCGAAGAAUCAAUGUUGACUUGGAAUGCCGGCAAAGUUCCAGGAUGGGAGAGAAUGGAAGGCUGGCAUCAAACCGUUGAACAAAGUGUUGGACUUGACAAAAAUAAUAUCAAGGAAUUUCAUGAUUACAAAUAUCCCUCGAUUGUUCAUGAAGCAAUACAGCAAAAUCAAGCGGAUUAUGAAUAUUUGUACCAGUAUAGAUUGAAGCCUUAA